AAGCUUCUACCACGCAAUAAUUAUUAGUGACACUGACUUUGGUUUGCCCAAGAUUCUCACUUCUGUCUCACUUCAGUUUCACUUCUCAUACUCCCAAAACCAACCAACAAUGGCUGCAAAUCCUCCUCCUCCUCGGGCACCACCUGAAAACGAACCCUCAGACCUCCCUCAAGUCCUAGUCCUGAAACCACCACCUGUCCUCAACGCUUUCUGGGACCAUUUCACGAAAAGGUUCCAAAUUCUCAAAGUGUGGGAGUCUCCACUCCCUGUAGACCAAUUCUUGGCCACCCAUGCACGCUCAAUUCGGGCCCUUCUAUGCGCCGGCACCGGCCCUCCCAUCACAGCUGAAAUUAUACGGCUGCUCCCGUCGCUCAGGCUCGUUGUCACCACUAGCGUCGGCCUCAACCACAUCGACCUGACCGAGUGCCGGAGGCUUGGAAUCGCUGUAGCCGAUGCUGGAGAUGUGUUCUCUGAGGAUGUUGCGGACAUGGCGGUGGGGCUGUUGAUUGAUGUGCUGAGGAAGGUUUCGGCUGCUGAUCGGUAUGUGAGAAAAGGGCUUUGGGCUGCUAAGGGGGAUUACCCACUUGGGUCUAAGUUAGGAGGCAAGCGAAUUGGGAUUGUUGGAUUGGGAAGCAUUGGCUUCCUAGUGGCAAAAAGGCUUGAGGCCUUUGGUUGCAGCAUCUCAUACAACUCGAGGAAGAGGAAGGUAUUUGUGUCGUACCCGUUCUAUACAAAUGUCUGUGAGCUUGCAGCUAAUAGCGAUGCCCUUAUUAUAUGUUGUGGAUUGACUGAUCAAACCCGGCACAUGAUUAAUCGGGAAGUUCUAUUGGCAUUGGGGAAGGAAGGAGUCAUUGUCAAUAUUGGACGUGGAGCUAUUAUUGAUGAGAAGGAAAUGGUGCAGUGUUUGGCGGAAGGACAGAUUGGAGGUGCCGGUUUGGAUGUGUUUGAGAAUGAGCCUAAUGUUCCUAAGGAGCUCUUUGCAUUGGAUAAUGUUGUCUUGGAGCCGCACUUGGCUGUCUUUACACCAGAAUCUUUCAAGGCUUUGCGUGAUCUAAUGAUUGGGAAUUUGGAAGCUUUCUUUUCUAACAAACCCUUGCUCUCUCCAGCCAUAGAUGAAUGAGUAAUGGAUUCAGUUCGCAGAAACAUGUUGCAAAAUGGAGCCUAAAUUGCAAGUUUGUUUGAUCCCUUUGGUGAUGGAUACAGGAUAUAGGGAUUGGUGUAGUGAAGAAGUCAAUGUUUGGAAGAAAAAAAAUGAGCUAUUGUAUUUCUAAGAUUAGGAGCAUGCAGUACAAAUUCUGGUCGUGUUUAAUAGGCGGAUGAAGUACUAGCGAAAACUGCUCUUAGAUAUUAGCUAUAUAUUACAUUCAGCAAGGGUUCACAAACUGCACAAUUAGCAGUGUGCCUACAUAAAAAAUUAUUCAAGCAGAGUAUUUUGGGCUAUAGAAGAUGUUUUAUAACGAAGUGUUUCCAGCAAUGGGGAAGGAAUGAAGAGUAGUCAAAACACAGUAUUUUGGGGUAUAUCUGAUGAGAAGGAAUUUGUUUGG
Alnus glutinosa is the source of this 1544-nucleotide messenger RNA. RefSeq names its product glyoxylate/hydroxypyruvate reductase HPR3-like. Lineage: Eukaryota; Viridiplantae; Streptophyta; Magnoliopsida; Fagales; Betulaceae. Gene Ontology annotation, molecular function: glyoxylate reductase (NADPH) activity; NAD binding; hydroxypyruvate reductase [NAD(P)H] activity. Gene Ontology annotation, cellular component: cytosol. The transcript is spliced from 3 exons. The record is from RefSeq and is a predicted model, not a curated record. The coding region runs from base 110 to 1120 and encodes 336 amino acids.